Phodopus roborovskii (desert hamster) is the source of this 3835-nucleotide messenger RNA. RefSeq names its product SET domain bifurcated histone lysine methyltransferase 2 (gene Setdb2). The transcript is spliced from 23 exons. Gene Ontology annotation, cellular component: nucleus. Gene Ontology annotation, biological process: negative regulation of gene expression; heterochromatin organization. Lineage: Eukaryota; Metazoa; Chordata; Mammalia; Rodentia; Cricetidae. The record is from RefSeq and is a predicted model, not a curated record. Gene Ontology annotation, molecular function: DNA binding; protein binding; zinc ion binding.
CUCGCAGUCCCGGGAGCGGAGACGGCCCGAUCUCCCCGCUCGCCUCUGUCUCGGGGCGCUCGCCUUCUAGGCUGCUAGCUGUCUGUAACGGGCUGUGAGCAGCGGAGUACAGAAUAGCAGGACUGGAAGCUGGUCCAUUCCACAGAAUGUUUCGUGCAUUUGUGGACCAAAGCAUGGACUUUAUUUUUAUUUUUGAAAAGACAUUGUCAAUGGUCCUGCUUCAGCUGUCAGUUUGACAUUGAUGGAGAUGUUUUGUGUGGACUAGUAGUCAUUCUGAAAGACUUCAAGCAUGGCUUCUAUGUGAAAACUUGAGUAUCAAAGAAUAUUAUGUAAUGGUAUAAAGACAUACUCUAUUUGAGGACUACAAACUUCAUAGAGACUCCAUCUGGACUCCAGGAUACGCUCCAAUCAAAGUGGUUCUCUUGACUCACCGAAUUUUGAAGAAUUUUAUAUUAGUAACACCAAAAGAUGGGAGAAAGAAAUGGUGAUGCAAGGAGUUUCUGGAUGGAGUUACAAGAUGAUGGUAAAGUGGAUUUUAUGUUUGAAAAAACGCAAGAUGUGCUGCAGUCGCUGAAACAGAAGAUAAAAGAUGGGUCUGCCACAAAUAAAGACUAUGUCCAAGCAAUGAUUCUGGUAAAUGAAGCAACCAUAAGUAACAGUCCAGCAAAGGAUCAUAUACCAGUGACUCAGAAUGAACAGGAAAACAAAUCAAAUGCAUUUCCCUCUACAUCAUGUGAAAACUCCUUUCCUGAGGACUGUACCAUUCUGUCUACAGGAAACAAAGCAUCUCUCCCUGAGAACAGUAAAGCUACAGACCUGGGAGAGGAGGGAUCCCCUUCAAGUGUGUCUUUCCAUAGGCACGUCUGCUCCAGUGCUUGUCUGAUGGAAACACCACUGUCCUUGAAGGGAGAAAACCCUCUACAGCUACCCAUCAGGUGUCACUUCCAAAGACGACAUGCAAAGACAAACUCUCAUUCUUCUGCUCUUCAUGUGAAUUAUAAAACCCCCUGUGGUCGGAGUCUGCGAAACAUGGAGGAAGUUUUUCAUUACCUUAUUGAGACAGAGUGUAACUUUUUAUUCACAGACAACUUUUCUUUCAAUACUUAUGUCCAGUUGACUCGGAAUUACCCAAAGCAAGAUGCAGUUGUUUCUGAUGUGGAUAUUAGUCAUGGAGUGGAAUCAGUGCCAAUUUCUUUCUGUAAUGAAAUUGACAGUAGGAAACUUCCACAGUUUAAGUACAGGAAGACAGUAUGGCCCCGAGCAUACUACCUAAACUUUUCCAGCAUGUUUUCUGAUUCAUGUGACUGUUCUGAGGGAUGCGUAGACAUAAAAAAAUGUCCAUGUCUUCAGUUGACAGCAAAAAAUGCUAAAGCAUGUCCCUUGUUACCUGAUGGAGUGUGUACUGGAUAUAAAUACAAAAGACUGCAGAGACUCAUACCUACUGGCAUUUAUGAGUGCAACCUUUUGUGCAAGUGUAACCGUCAGUUGUGUCAAAACCGAGUUGUCCAACAUGGUCCCCAGGUGAGGCUACAGGUGUUCAAAAGUGAGAAGAAGGGCUGGGGAGUACGCUGCCUGGAUGACAUUGACCGAGGGACAUUUGUGUGCAUUUAUUCAGGAAGAUUAUUAAGCAGAGCCACUCCUGAGAAACCAAAUGCCGAUGGAAAUGGAAGAGAACAACAGAACAUUGUGAAAAAUACAUUUUCCAAAAAGAGGAAACUACAAGUUGAAUGUUCAGAGAAAUGUCCUCCUAACUUUAGCAGUGAUAUCAAUGAACCUGUUAUGGAAAUGAACUACAGAAAUAUUUCAAGAACUCAGCGUCAUUCAGUCAUUAGAAGCCCUAAAUUCAAGACAGCUGUUUUUUAUUAUGAUGAGAAAAACAUGGGAUUUGUUUCCUCAGAGUCUGCUGCCUCUGAAGAUAAGAAUGGAUUUAAACCAGCUCAAGAACACAUAAACUCUAAAGCUAGAGCUCACGAGGACUUAAGUUCAAACCAAUUUGGAUAUUCUGAAGACAAACAGCUGAUUGAAUUAAACAUGAUAGAUAUAACUAAAAGUAGAGAAGACGCUUCACCAGAUGGCAGGUGUAAGCACAUAGCCACAUUGAAUAAUGAGAAUAUUAAAAAGGUGCUUGAAGUUCCAGUAAAAAAGUCCCAAGAAGAAUCUGCAGCCUCUCACGAUCAACAGGUCUUCUGUGAUGAAGAAUUGCCAAGUGAAAGGACAAAGACACCACCACCUUCUCUAACAAGGCUCAGUAAAGAGAAUAUAUUUCUAUUGGAUGCUUCCAAAGAAGGAAACGUGGGCCGUUUCCUUAAUCACAGUUGUUCCCCGAAUCUCUGCAUACAGAAUGUUUUUGUAGAAACACAUGACAAGAAUUUUCCAUUGGUCGCCUUCUUUACCAACAGGUAUGUGAAAGCAAGAACAGAACUAACAUGGGAUUAUGGUUAUGAAGCUGGGACCAUACCUGAAAAGGAAAUCCUCUGCCAAUGGAUCUGUCAGAAUAAAGAAAAGAUGGAAAAAAGGAUAUGUGCCUUCUGCCCCAAAGGCCAAGAUUGGAGUGUGAUAUACUUUGCACCAUCAGAAAAUAUAGCUGCUCAUGAAAAUUGUUUGCUGUAUUCAUCAGCACUGGUGGAAUGUGAGGAUCAUGAUGGCCUUAAUAAAGCUAGGAAUUUUGAUGUGAAAUCAGUAAAGAAAGAGAUCUGGAGAGGAAGAAGACUGAAAUGCACACUUUGCAAUGAAGGAGGAGCCACCGUGGGAUGUGAUAAAGAAUCCUGUGCCAAGAAUUACCACUUUUUCUGUGCCAAGAAGGACAACACAAUUCUACAAGUUGAUGGAGUUAAAGGAACUUAUAAAUUAUUUUGCCAACAACAUGCUCCAGAACUACCAGGGACCAGUCAAAGUGCUGAGGGCCCAAGCUUGCAGAAAAAGAGAGGAAGGAAGAAACGUCUCCCUUUAGACGUCCCUGAACAGCCACCAAAGAAGUUGGGUAGACCCAAAAGACACAUGACAGAUGAGCCCCUCGGGCACAAAGGUGCAAUUUCCCAUGUUCCUUUUCUGAAGAAAUGCAAAGAAGCAGGACUUCUUAAUGAAUUAUUUGAAGGGAUACUAGAAAAACUUGAUUCAAUUCAAGGAAAACUCCUGAAUGAGACUGCUUCAGAAUCAGACUAUGAAGACAUUGAUACUUUACUGUUUGACCAUGGAUUGUUUGAAGAUACAUUAAUAAAAUUCCAAGAAGUAAUACAGAAUAAAGCUUGUGAACAGGAAGAAAGGCAGAGGAAGCUGAAACAGCAGCUUGAGGCACUUGGGAAUUUAGAACAAACCUUGUGCUCACUUCAAGAAAAUGGAGACCUGAGCCACUGAAGUUCUACUUCAAGAUCCCCACCGUCUUCAUAAGAACCACCAGUUCAAAUGCUAGGAGUCUGCUGAAAUGCAAGCAGGCUCAAAAGACAGCCACAUAGGUCCCCAUCCCUCUCUGACCUGCUCCUGCUGAUCGCUAUUUUAUACCUGACUGGGUGUUUCUAGUCCUCUUGCCAUCUCUUGUCCUUUUUCCUUGCCAGUAAAACCUCCUCCUCAGGCCAACUGGAUCAGCUGAGAACAGCUCUCCCCAUUUGUUCUCCAAGGAGGAAGUCUUUCUAUUGGUUGGUGCCUUCCCUUCCCACCCCAGUCAACUGCAGCAGCACCAGAGCCUUUGCAUAUCUCACAACAGCUGCCUCUCAGUAUUACUGACGCCAGUAGACUAGGGCAGAAACUCAUUCCUGUGCCUUGCUUACUGUUAACCUGGGUUUCUGCUCACUACCACAUUUCCAAGACUUAACAACUCAAUAAACAUUUGUAGAAUACA